This is a messenger RNA of Callorhinchus milii (elephant shark), 1961 nucleotides long. Its product is annotated as RNA binding motif protein X-linked 2. Gene Ontology annotation, biological process: mRNA splicing, via spliceosome. NCBI's taxonomy places the organism in Eukaryota, Metazoa, Chordata, Chondrichthyes, Chimaeriformes, Callorhinchidae. Gene Ontology annotation, cellular component: catalytic step 2 spliceosome; U2 snRNP; precatalytic spliceosome. Gene Ontology annotation, molecular function: RNA binding. The record is from RefSeq and is a predicted model, not a curated record.
GUGAUGUGAGAUGGAGACGCUGUUGUCUGCCUCUCAGCCUCUUGCCUCGUGCUCUGUGUGUUUGGGACCUGGAGCUCAGGCCGCGGAGAGGGAGAGGGAGAGAGCCGCAGAAUGAAUCCCAUAACCAAAGUCAAGCUCAUCAAUGAGCUGAAUGCCCGGGAGGCAGAGCUGGGAGUCAAGGAGAACGCUUCCUGGCAUUCGGAAUACAAGGACAGCGCCUGGGUGUACAUAGGCGGCUUUCCUUAUGAGCUAACUGAAGGAGACGUGAUCUGUGUGUUCUCACAGUACGGUGAGAUUGUUAACAUCAAUCUGGUUCGGGACAAGAACGGGAAAUCGAAGGGAUUCUGCUUCAUCUGCUUUGAAGACCAGAGAAGCACCAUUCUGGCUGUGGACAAUCUUAACGGCAUCAAGAUCAAGGGAAGGACAAUCCGAGUCGACCACGUGGCCAACUACAAGCCUCCGAAGGACAGGGAGGAUAUUGACGAUGUGACCAAGAAGCUGAGAGAGGAGGGCUGUGCCCCCAAAGUCCCAGCUCUAGCCCCGGCCUCCCCUGAGUCCUCCGAAGAGGAGGGCACGAGUGAGGCAACUGCGAAGAAACGCAAGAAAGAUAAGAAGAAGAAGAAGAAAAAGAAAAAGGAUACGGCAAAGAAGAUGAAGUUGGAGAAGCGAGAGGCGGAGGGCGGGGAGUCCAGGCAAUCGUCAGGGAUCUCCAGCCGACCCCAGUCACCCUCUCCCCCCAUGCGAGUCAAGAAGGAAAGGGAGGAUCCGGCUUACGAGAAAUACUCAAACGUUGUCCGGGAGCACAGGAGCGAGCAGGGAGAAGGAGCGGAGGGAUGGAGGAGCAGAGAGCGAGGGAAUGAGAGGAGUCUCCACAGGAGCUCGGAGAGGGAUGGGAGGCGAAGAGACGGUCAGGCCAACCGAGGGAAUUCAAGCGAUCGGCCCGAGAGGGACGAGAGGCAUCAUCGCAGCGACGGUGGGGAGACCGGGGCCGAGCAGGCGAGGCAGGUGGAGAAACGGGGGAGGUGGGAGAGACAGGAGGAGGCCUCGGACAGCAGGGGCGACGAGCGAGACAAGUCCAGGAAGCACGAGAGGCAUUCCCAUCCCGACAGCGGGGCCAGGUACAGAGAGAGAAGCCAGGACAGAGACAGGCAUCACAGGGAUAAGGACCAUCACAGAGACACUGAUCGCAGAAGAAAUUAAGAGGGGUUUCACUAGUUAAACCUGGUCUGAUCUCAUCCAAUUGAAGCCAAGUUGAUAGCGGCUGAAGGUACUGCCAAUAUUUGUUCCAGUUUUUAAUAUCAGAAGACCCUCACUCAGAGGUUUAUCACCUACCUGUGGGACCUGUGUUUGUUAACGUCUAACAGUACAUACACUUGGAGUAUAUAUUUUUUUGUACAUAAGGUGAAAAGGGGUUGUGUUAACCCAUUGAAUACUGCCAGGCAAUGUCCGUUUAAAGUGACGCAUUAAACUUUUCCGGAGCCAGGUUUUAUCAAGUCCCAUUUUGGACACUUGGGUCAGUUAGUAAACUGAACAGGAACUUAGUCCUGCUCUGGACAUGGUAGUGCAAUCCUCAAAAAGGAUUCUGAGUGGUAUUUUCUUUUACCACUCCCACUCGCCCUUUGCAAUCUACUUCUUUAGUCAUUCGAGGAAGCCAUCUCACACUGACAUACACGUCUCACACAUGUGCCUGGAUUUCAUGUGUGGGUCUGGGAGAUUAGGUGUUCAGGUCACGUGAGCGUAGCACAUGCGUGGGCUGGGGGCUAAAUCGCAACAAAGCAAUAGGUCACUGCACAGCGAUCGGAAGUGGGAACGAAUGAGUCAAAAAAUGUGAUAUUUCAUGUGCUAUUGAUCCCAUCACCAAGAGUUGUGAUCCAACUUGUUUUGAACUUAGACAGGUUUUCAAAUGAACACUCUUUAGUAAUAAUCCGUGCAUUUGAUAUAACGCCUAAUCAGUUCAUUGA